UCGAUUGCUCUUGCCUGCCCGUUCCAGGCUGGCCCCGGCACCAUCGGCCAGCAUCGAUUGCUUAGGCCUGCCGCCGCUGCCGCCGCGAUAUCUCGGCACAAAGCGCUUCGCCGCGUCUCUCCGGCCCGGCUCGAGCGUCUCGGCUCUGUCCGUCGGCCGCCGCUCUCUGUUCUGUACUGGGUUUAUCCCGCCUGCUCGUUUGAGGCGUUUGCGCUCGGCGGCCGAUUGCUUUCCCCCGGCAGGCGGGAGAGGCGUGCCGAGCGCAUCGCUCCGGGCCGGCGGGCGCGAUGGCUCCGCAGCGGCGGGCGGCCUCGCGCGGCCUCGGGGGCGGAGGGACGGCGGCCGGGCCGGAGCGCGGGGGCCGCCGCCACAGCAGCGCCAAGAAAAGCAGAGGCCAGCCGGAGUCACGGUGGUGGUGGCUGAAGGCAGCGUUCCUCCUCGCCUUUGCUGCUGCAGGCGGCCUCCUGGGCUGGAGGUACCUGAGUGCUGAGGAUGGGGUCACAGAGGUGCUGGCUCAUCACACCGAGAACCUACAGGACAAGUUCUUUGAGAUACCUUGCUCUGAGGACUACGACAGCCACAAAAGAUUUGAAGGCUGCACUCCUAGAAAGUGUGGAAGAGGUGUGACUGAUGCAGUGAUCACAAGGGAAGAAGCUGGAAGAAUCCGUAGAAUAGCAGAGAGGGGACUGUCCUUGGGAGGAUCUGAUGGAGGGGCAUCAAUUUUGGACUUGCACUCUGGAGCUCUUUCAAUGGGGAAGCAUUUUGUUAAUCUGUACAGGUACUUUGGGGACAAAAUUCAAGACAUCUUCACAGAGGAGGAUUUUGCGUUAUAUCGUGAUGUGAGACAGAGAAUUCAACAAAAGAUUGCUCAGGUGUUUGGUAUCAGCUCUGCUUCCAUGUACCUGACUAAGCCAACGUUCUUCUCGAGAAUAAACAGCACAGAAGCCAAGACAACACAUGAUGAAUACUGGCACCCACACAUUGACAAGGUAACUUAUGGCUCUUUUGAUUAUACUUCCCUGCUCUACCUCUCUGACUACACUGAAGAUUUUGGUGGUGGACGCUUUGUGUUUAUGGAUGCAAGUUCCAACAAGACAGUAGAGCCCCGAGCAGGCCGGGUUUCCUUUUUCACAUCUGGCUCAGAGAACCUUCAUCGAGUGGAAAAGGUUCACUGGGGCACUCGCUAUGCCAUCACCAUCUCCUUCACUUGCAACCCAGAGCACAGCAUUGAGGACCCAGUCUUGACGUAAUUCAUCUGGAGAUGGGACAUGAGGUCAAAUGGAAUGAGAGAAGCCCUGCAAGAGGAGAGGAAAAAAGGAAAGAACAUCUUGUGUAACCACAAUGCAAUUAGAAUUCCCCAACUGUGUUACAUUUUGCUUUCACUAAAAUUGUCCUUUUCCAUAACGUUGCAAAUGGUGCCUUAAAUACCAUCUUGUAUUUGCCUCCAUGUCCUAAAGGGAUAGGCUACAAAGAAGAGUCCAGAAUGGGCUCUUUGGGGGUAUUUUUCAUUAUUAAUUCUUGAGUUUAAAAGGUACAAACAACCUUUUGGUCCGUGUCUUGAUCUGACUGUCCACACCUGUUUGUUUAUUUAUGUGAUGUAGAGAGUUUGACCUAAGUUAAUACACUCAGAUGAGUUUUCUUUUGAACAUACCUUCUGUUGAGAGGAAAGUAUUCCCCUUAGCAUGGGUAUUAGUGGGCAAUACAGCUGUGGUUUGACUCCUGGGACUUACUUGAACUUUUAAAAAUGGAAUUACUCCAGGUAUUUUUCUGCUACAAACAGAAACUAGAUAAUAUAAAGGCAGAAAUACAAUUCUCCGGUUGGCUAGAAAGCCUGUUGCUUUUGGAUUGCAAAUGCUUAAAUCCCUUUGAUCAGAAUGCAGCAUUCCCAGCUCACCUUGUUUUCUUAAUGAAAAUGAUCAGUCUGCUGGUUGGAAGCCCAGUAUUAGGGUGGUUAUGAGCCCUUUAUGAAGGUGGCUUGACCAUGUAACCCUGUGCAUUAAGCAAAUAGUAAGGAGAGCUGAGCAGAGGUCAGUGGACAGUCCCCUCGAUUAUUCAUCUGAGCAUUCACCAUUCAUUCCCAGGUAGGACAGUGGAGCUUGGGAAGGGCACAACUGAGGAAAAAAAAAAGCUAGUUUUGUUGUGGUUUCCAUCUGCCACUUCUGGCCUCCUUACAAUCAGUCCUUAAACCCUGGCUUGCUGUUGGGAGGCUGCAUAACAAAACCACAGGGACCAGUGGACUCUGACACGUAGGGUCUGAGGGAAACUGGUGUCCCUGGGCUCUUUAAACUGAUCUGGUCUCAAAUGGGAGCUUGACUGUAAAACACUUUGAAAACAUCUAUUUAUUGGGCCUAAAUGUAAACAUAAGACCAUGCUGAAGGAAGCUCAAGAUUGUUGUUGACACAACUACCAAUCUCAUGUUGUGAAAUGCUGUUUUAUCUUGUCCAAAACAAGGUUGUAUCUCUCUGAAAGUCUCUUAAUAGCUCUUUCUGGACUUGUCUUUUUUGGAUUAGGAUGAAGACUCUCUUCUGUUUCCUAGGACCAUUAGCCUGGAGUGUUCCUUGGAUACUAAAUUGCAAGGACUUCAGGGAAGAGGAGAUGAUUUUGUUUCAGUAUAGAUAAAAUAACAAAGGCAUAACCUUGCCAGCUACAUUUCUUUCUUAUUUCAAGCAAAGAUUUCUUUUGGGUCAGCAGAUUCAUAAGCAAAUGGUAGGAAAACCUUCUUUUUUUCUUCUCAAAUUCUGAGGCAAACAUUGAAUCGCUUUGGUAUUCCGUGAAACACUUUGGAAAUCUGGGAAUAUGCUUUGAUUUUUCUUUUUUUUUAAUCCUGUGCAUACAGUUGUCACUUUUUAAUCUGUCCUUUUAUGGAAAGAAAUAUCAGGGGAUUACACUGAAGGUCAAUUUAAAGAUGAGUGAUAGCACGACACUUGGACAUACAGAAUUGUUUCAGAUGGAAAAGCCUCUUAAGAUCAAGUCCAACUACUUCUUCUAUUGUGAGUGUUCUAAAUUUGACACACCAGCAAGGGUAUAAGCUGGAACAUGAGAGGUUCCAAAGAAAUACAGGGACGAAUUUCUUCCCUGUUGAGGUGAGGGAGCACUGGCAGGGGCUGCCCAGAUGGGCUGUGGAGUCUCCUUUUCAUGGAGACAUUCAAACCCAGCUGGAUGAGUUCCCGUGUGCCCUACUCUAGGUGGCCCUGCUCUGGCAGGGGGGUUGCACUGCAUGAGCUUUCGAGGUCCCUUCCAGCCCUUGAAAUUCUGUGAUUUGUCUUCUAUAAUUUCAUUUCUUUGUUCUCAAACAUGGAAAAGGCUUCCUUGUCCCUGAUGGCAAGGAAGACAUUUAAAAUGGAUUUAAAGUGUUUGGAUGCUUGGAAAUAAUAAAGUCACCUGGGUUCCAUAUCCAAA
Colius striatus (speckled mousebird) is the source of this 3399-nucleotide messenger RNA. RefSeq names its product 2-oxoglutarate and iron dependent oxygenase domain containing 3 (gene OGFOD3). Gene Ontology annotation, cellular component: membrane. The record is from RefSeq and is a predicted model, not a curated record. The transcript is spliced from 9 exons. NCBI's taxonomy places the organism in Eukaryota, Metazoa, Chordata, Aves, Coliiformes, Coliidae. Bases 288 to 1250 code for a protein of 320 amino acids. Gene Ontology annotation, molecular function: L-ascorbic acid binding; iron ion binding; oxidoreductase activity, acting on paired donors, with incorporation or reduction of molecular oxygen.